UUCCAUUCCGACGACUAAAGCCAGUUGAAAAGAAGAGGUGCUCCACUGAGAAAACAUACCAGAACGACCAAACAGAAACCACAGGGAGAACAAAAAUGUCUUGUGGGCCAGUCAACGCAGUACAGAAGCUCUCAUCACAUGCUCAGGUUGAUAGAUCGCUGCACCAGGAUGCUUCGCAGAGAAGGGCGGUCAAUGGACAGUCGUUCAGAUCGAACGAUGGGAUGGGGAUGGAGCAUGAGUUCCAGCUCCAUCAGCAGAGCCAGGCUCAGUUUGAUCCGAUGUUUGCAAAUGCCUUCCAGAGACCUAUGAGCAUGCAGCCGCCUCAUCAACAACAUCAACCGCUGCAUCAGCAUCCACAACAUCACCAACCGCAGCAGGGCAGCUCUUCAUGGGCAAGUGACUUCACAGCGGCUAAUGCUCCAGCGAAGAGCCAGAGUAGACAGCAGGCCAACAGCUGGAACACUCAGUUCAUGAACCAAAUGGGCACACAGAGGAACUCACAGAUGGGCGGCCAACAGUUUUACCAACCGCCCCAGGUUCAACAGAACUAUGCGCUCAACACCAGUGGGAUGUCCAUGGGGACGUCCAUAGGGACAUCCAUGGGGUUGAUGGGCACUCAGAGACUGAAUAACAGCUACAUGCAGGCACAAGUGGAAGAUACACAGCUCUUGGAUCCCACUCAUGCUGAUUUGGAACGUGAAUUCCAAUCCUUGGAGAAGCAGUUUGAAGAUAAUGUUAAGCUCGAGGAGGAGCCUAUUGGCAACCGUAAUAGCAACGCCGAAUUCAGAGAGGCUGCCAGGCAAGUGGAGAAGAUUAUGAAGUCCACCGAUUCUGAAAAGUUUGCGAAUUCAAAGUUUUUGAAUCUGAUGACAAAGGUUACGAAUGGACAAGUGGAGCUCAAUGAGGACGAGACUAAGCUGGUUGAUGCCAACGGCGAGGAUAUCCACGAGAAACAGUUAAAAUCACAGAUUCGUGAGAAGGCUGACACCAAGACAAACCCUUUGCCUGAUCCAUUGGCAAAUGUACCGGAUGAAGCGUUUGAAACCCCCUUUCAAAGUGCCAGGCUUGUUGGACAACAGCACAAUGAAAGAUACUCUUGGGAUGAGAUGUAUGACGACUACAAGCAUGAUGACACCUCGUUUUGACCAAAUGAUGUCAACGAAAUCGUGCUGCUUCAAGUACAGGAAGCAUCUCCUGGAUGAGUUGAUUUACCUGUGAAAAGGUGACGAUGGGAUGAUUGUAUACGCCUUUGUGAGUGUGUACGUGUGUAUAUAUGCUUCAAAGAAUGGGUUGAUUUUAUUUAUGCCUAUUUAUCGUAAUCAUUUCUUGUUCAUGAGCUGUUCCAUUUGAUUGUUCGUGUUUAGUGCUAUUGCUGUUGAUGUCCUCCUCAGUAUCAUAAUCGCCCAUCAGCCCUUGUUUGACAUCAGAGACAAACGU
Molecule: messenger RNA, 1437 nt
Organism: Williopsis jadinii
Lineage: Eukaryota; Fungi; Ascomycota; Saccharomycetes; Phaffomycetales; Wickerhamomycetaceae
Exons: 1
Coding region: 96-1145 (349 amino acids)
Source: RefSeq, a predicted model, not a curated record